Molecule: messenger RNA, 1298 nt
Organism: Diuraphis noxia (Russian wheat aphid)
Lineage: Eukaryota; Metazoa; Arthropoda; Insecta; Hemiptera; Aphididae
Source: RefSeq, a predicted model, not a curated record
UGUUGAUUAUUCAAUCAUUGUUAAGUGCUAUAUUAUAGUGGAUAUAGACUACUUAGUAAAAUAGUAAACUACUAAACUGUCUAGACGCCACUGCCCACUGUGCAAGGUGGAUAACAGUAUUCGCAUUUUAAUGUUUCUCAAUUUUCUUGGUGUUUUUCAUUAUUGUACUCACCUGCAGUCUUGUUGAAUAUUAUUCAUUUAUGUACUCACACAUUAUACUCUUUUAUACAAGUGGUUUGAAAUAAUAAUUAUUAUUUUUGUGAUUUUUACUUAUCUAGUAUGCCUCUCAAAUGUUUUGUGCCUGGGUGUAAGUCAGGUUCACCCAAACAAAAUUUAAUAUAUCAGCAGCAAGGAAUGAAACGACCUUCAGUAUUUCAUCCUCCUGAGAAAAUGAUUGAUACUUGGAAUUUAMAAAUUUCACGAGCUGAUAGAACGUUAACAAAAAAAGAUGGAGUAUGUGAACUAUAUUUUGCUUCUGAAGAUAUUAUUUCAUUUAGAAUUUUUGAGGAUAAAGCGGGGAAUGAAAUUAAAUAUAAACUUAAGAAGGUUAUUUUAAAUCAAAAUGCUAUACCUUGUAUUUUCACCCCUAAAUUACCUUCAUGUUUCAACAAAAAUAGUAAAAACGAAGAACUACAACAGAAAGAUCAAUAAGUCCAAACAAUGUCAAAAAAAAAUAAACCCAGUGACAUAAAUACUGUGAAUAAAACAAUUGUUACUCCUCAAAUCGCUACUGAAAUAACUGAAAAUAAUCAAGUUGAAAAUUUAAAAUAUAAUGUUCAUAUUGAUGCAAACAAUAUUAAACUACCAGGUGAAAUGUGGGGAUCGCAUACCAAUUAUUUAGAAAAAACACUUUUUACUCAUAUCCGAGGUGUUCCUAAUGAUAAAUGUAUUAUGUUUACUACCCCCAACAUAGCUAAGGUUCCUUACCUUUUGGAUGAAAUGUCAUUAUCAUCUUCAAUAAAUCAACUUAAAUCAUUAACGGCUUAGUUGAAUCCAUAAUAUCAAGACGUGUAUGAAGUGGUAAUCCAUUAGGUAACAUUUAGAGGAUCAUGGACACAAACAAUUAGUGCUUUAAACAAUGUCAUGCAACUUAUAUUAUUGAAGCCAUAUUUUUAGGACCAGGAUGAUGAAAAACAGAAUGUUCCAGAUAUUUACGUUUAUUAAACACGAGAUUACAUUACCAUUAGUUUUAAGCUUUAACAAUUAGUAUGCUUUUACAAUACUGUGUCGUAAUUUGUAAAAAUUAGAAAACUUUGAAAAAUAAUUAUUUUUUUAGUGUAAUUCGAUAGAUUAAUCAA